Molecule: messenger RNA, 5458 nt
Organism: Acanthopagrus latus (yellowfin seabream)
Lineage: Eukaryota; Metazoa; Chordata; Actinopteri; Spariformes; Sparidae
Gene: opcml
Product: opioid binding protein/cell adhesion molecule-like
Exons: 8
Coding region: 637-1650 (337 amino acids)
Cellular component (GO): neuron projection
Source: RefSeq, a predicted model, not a curated record
ACGACAAGUCUGACAGCACCAAAAAUCAUAUCAAGGGAUGAUUUUCUGAAAAUUGCCCCCAAUCCCGAAGUCACAUUUUGCAUUAAUUAGGAGGCUGAUAUUUAUUUAACUUAAUUGAAUAUCAUUCCUGCAUCAUCUACGUAAAUCCUGCUCUUGUUCUGUCAGAGGGCAGCAAGAGGAAAAAGCUGGGCAGUUGAGGAUGCAAAGCCACCAAGAGGAAAAGAAAAAAAAAAGAAAAAAAAAAAAACAGAGCUUGGACUGUUUGUGGAUAAUCGACAAACGCUUCAGCCAAUGGCAGCUGAGCAGAGACUGCCCUCCCCCUCCUCUCCCCCCAGUCAUGCAGAGUGCUGGUCCCUCUGUGUGCUGUAGUACGUGGAAGAGAGGGAGAUCGAAUACUGCGUGAGGAGCCAGCCUCUCUCUGUGUGUGUGCCGUCAACUACUACUUGCACUGGAUUUAAAGCAUCUUCAGUACAGCCCGCCAGUGGGGAUGAAAAGCUAUCUAAACUGACAUUCAGGGAAAGGCAGAGAAAGAUAAAAAAGCAAAGUGGGCAGCUCUCUGAAGCCCUGGUGUGGGAAGAUACAAAAGAGCAUCUCUAAAACAAACGAGCCGAUCAGAAUCAGCACUGCUUAGGAAGCAUGUAUAAUUCAGUAUGUUUCAUCAUCCUGUCAUGGGUGUUUGCUGUGCUUGUGUUUCCAGGAGUUCCGGCCAGGAGCGGGGAUUCUAUAUUCAAGGACAACAUCACCGUCAGACAGGGGGACAGCGCCGUCCUAAAAUGCAAUGUGGACAGCAAAGUAUCACGUGUGGCAUGGCUCAAUCGCACCACCAUUCUAUUUGCAGGAAGUGAGAAGUGGUCCCUGGACCCUCGUGUCAUCCUGAUGGAAAACACAGCAGUCACAGAGUACAGCAUCAAGAUCCAAAAUGUUGACGUCCAUGACGAAGGGCCCUAUGUCUGCUCAAUCCUCACAAACAAGAAACCAAAAUCCACAAAAGUGCAUCUCAUUGUUCAAGUACCUGCCAGGAUCACUAACAUAUCGAAGAACAUCACAGUGAAUGAGGGCAGCAACAUCAAUCUUAUGUGUCUGGCGGUUGGACGACCCGAAGCUAACGUCAUGUGGAAGCAUCACUCACCAAGAGGCACCCAUAAAUUUCUAACAGAAGGGGAACAUGUGGAACUGGCAGCCAUCACCAAAGAGCAGUCAGGAGCGUAUGAAUGCAUUGCUUCUAAUGGAAUCUUAGAACCGGAUGUCAGGACAGUGCAAGUCACCGUAAACUAUCCUCCCUUCAUUUCUAAAGCGAGAAGUACGAGUACUCCAGUUGGACAAAAAGCAAUCCUGCAAUGUGAAGCCUCUGCUGUCCCGAGGGCAGAGUUUGAGUGGUACAAAGAUGACCGCAGGCUCUUCAAUGGACUAAAUGGGGUUAAGAUAGAGAAUCAAGGUAGACAGUCCAUGCUCGUCUUUUUCAAUGUCUCAGAAGAAGACUAUGGAAACUAUACCUGUGUCGCCAUGAAUACCAUGGGGACCACCAAUGCCAGCAUAAUUCUUUAUGGUCCUGGUGCGAUGCAUGAUGUGAACGGGGCUGCUGGGUUGCCACAGUGCUGCUCCAUAUGCCUCCUGCUGACUGUAACCUUAUUCUACCUGCUGAAGUUCUGAUGUGAAAUUUGACAACCUUCAAGCUUCCCUCAGUAUUGUACAGCCAGAACAGACUAUUAGUCCUAUAAGAAGAAUGGAAAACCAAGAGCACCAGUGGUCCACCCUUAGUUUUCUUUCUAUUUCUUUCUGGCUUUGCAUUGGAGUCUGUUCUCUGUUGGUUCGCCAAGAGUGAGAGGUGUGAAUCCAGGGAAGGGAAAAUUUUGAAUAAUGCACUAAUUUGAUGAUGGUAGAACUACUGAGUUUGUGUCUCCCCAAACCUUUUUGUAUGUGAAAAGGGAAAAAGAAAAAAAUACAUGUAACUAUUGAUAGUUGACUGUUUAUUGCCCAAUAUUGAAGUGUACAUUCAGAUUAUAAUUAUUGUGUCACGUCCUGUUCAAUAUCUGUAUAAUACCAUUAAGCUUUUUUUAAGUAAAUGACAAAAAAGGAAAAAAUGCAAUGUGAUUGUUGAAUUUUACUGUAUUUUUACAGUUGUAUGCAAAACAGAGGAACAGAUCCUUGAUGAUAAACAGAAUAAUAAAUAGUACACCAUGAUUUCUCAGGCAAAGUCCUACAGCAUAGUGCAUCCAAAUUUUUAUUUCCAUUGUAGUGUGUGUAGAAAAUGUACAAAUGUGUACAGACAAUUCCUGCACUGUUUUACAAAAUGCAUACAUUUAGCAAAUGGCAUUUUUGAAACACCUAAUUACAGUGUCAUAGCAGCUUCAUGGCAUGUCCACACUGAGUAGAAAAAAAAUCUGAAAUGAGCUUUAUGGUAUGUUAAGUGUAAUGUAGGACAGGGGUGCUGGUCAAAAUGCAACAUUUUUCUCAGAGUUAAAACUUGAAAGUACCGUUAACUUACUGUGCCGUUGUUGCUGAUGGCAUCAUUAACUUGUUAGUGGGGGAUCUCAUUACCAAUGGGUACUUCUUACUAAGUUCUGGUCUUAACUGGGGAAACAAAAUAUUUCGGUAAACAACUAUUUUCCAUAAACUGCUAAUAAUAUUUUUGGCUCUUAAAGUCUUGCUUUUAAUGUUGCUACUAGUAUGGUUAUUUUUCAACCUGGAAGCUAUUUUCCCAUAUUUUUGUGUCAAAAUUGCUUAUGAGGACAACAUUUAUUUAUUUUAUUUAUUUUUUUAAUUGACCAAAUAUUGAGUGAGAUCGCUACUAAACAGGCUGCAAUGUAAUUCCUGCAGCAAUUGUGUGCCGUCAAAGUGCUUGAUUUUGCCACUGACAGAUAAUUAGUCUAAGUAUCUGACAACAUUAUGGGAAGUGUCCCUACAAAGAUAGAAUGCUGGUCAAAUAAUAAGGUCCUUGUCUGAUAGCCAUUUUUGAAAUUUGCAUAAUAUAAAACUCCAGGGUAUAAUCUUUAAGUUUCUGUAGAAGCCACAUUUUUUAAAUUUUUUUAAUUUAUUUUUUAUUUGGAGUUUGUUUCUCUAUUGACCAUCAACUGAAAAACAGAUGGUACUUGAUGAUGAUAUGGUAAUCCUCUUUAAUAUCUCUUAAAAUGUAUAACCAUCAAGUGAGAGAAGAGAGCUUGCAAGUUUUAUUUUAUUUAUUAAGAGCAUAAUAGUUUGGGAUUUUUAAAUUUGUCUUUCACACUGUCCAGGCUGUUUCUUUUUCAUUCAUAUUAUAUUAAAAGUUUGUACAGUUAGAAUUAGCUUUAUCAAACACAGUAAACUCAAGAUCCAUUUUCCGUAAAGGUUAAGUUAACAAAGUAUGGCAAUGUAAAUCAAAAGUAUGUACAUUACUUCUCUACAAUAACAUGACUUAGAGAACAACAAAAACAGGGAUUGCAUUGAUUGAUUACUCACUUGUAUCUCAAGCAUAAAUGUACAGUCCAGUCUCCAGGAUAAAAUGUUGGCAGUUUAUGUGUCUGCAAACCACUGAUAGGUUCACACUUUUCGUGUCAUGCAUCUCCUAUUGCUAUUUUUACCAUAUGUGGCAAAUCACAUUCAGAUCACAUGUUUAUUACCUUAAUGUCAUAUCAGGGGAUAGUGGUUUGGUUACAGACAAGAAGGCUACCAAGCCACAAACUGCAGUUUAAGACUGCAUUUCAGCACUUGUAAGAGGGACACCACUGGAUAAUUUCUAAAUGACAAGGACAAUUUCCAGACACGACAGUUUUAAGCCAAAACAUGAUAUUUUCCUACCAGUGUUUUUGUACCUAACCAAAUCAUACGGUAGGUAGCGCUGGACCCAUUUCAACUAGUGGUAGUAGAGCCACCUCCGGCUGACCUCUUUAUGUCACCAGCAACAACAAACUCUGCCUCGGCAUUCGAGAAAGAUGGCGAAUGAAGAGCAGGACGAAGCUACAUCUUUGUACAUGUUGUAUAUGGCGUAGAUGAUAACUACACAAACUCGACUCCUCCUUGCGGUGAUUUUGGAGGAAAGACGCUGCAGCCGCCGUCCUUCUAUUUCCGGGUCAUGGCCCUGGGAAAAAAAUAUUGAGCCUGCGCAGAACGGAAAAUCCUAAUCCAAUCUGAUGGAACGUAUACAUGCAGGAGUAAUGCGACUAUCAAUCGAAUAAUCUAGGUGUUUUAAUUUGACUAUGAGAAAUCUGAUUCGGUCCAGACUAAGGUGUAUACAUGCAUCUUAAAAAUCUGAUCAUAGUCAGACUAACCCAGUAAUUCGGUUUUCUUGAGUAUCAUGUGAACGCACUGAUUGUUACAAUAUAAGAUAAAAAGAAUUAACCCAAAGAAACUUAAAGUCAAAAUAUGAAAAGAUGUAAAGUUUCAAUAUAACUUUGUUUCGUAGAAAAACACGUUGCCAACAUCUAUUCUUGUGACUGGGUUGUAUUUUAAUAUUUUCAUUCAUUUAAGAUGAAUAUAAACUGGGAUAUGUUCCUCUAAUUAGCAUCUUCACAUAUUCAUCAUGUAAAUUAACUUUACCAUCAAGGUUUAUGCAAACAUGCUCUGCCAGUCAACCAGAAAACAGGUGUGUUAUCAUGUUAAGCUUUUAAUUGUUUUAAUGUCAAGUGGCGGGGAAUCACGUCAAGUGAAAUACACCUGGGGAGGCCUGGGUGUUUUUGAUAUUUUCAGCAGAGCUGGCACACAGCUCAAGACAACCUCCAAGUGACAGAUGACACAAGCCAGAAUACUUCAUAAAUAAUAGGAAAAUAACGUCAAUUUAAAUGGAUGGUCGGUGUAGCUGCUAUGGGACUUUUUUUCAGGUGUUAUGAAUGUGUGAUUUUACCCUGGUUUGCCAAGAGACAAAUGGCAGACACUGCUCUUAAGACCACAGAGGUGAUUGUUGUGCUCUGUGGUUGGUUCGAUGCAUUUUCCUGGAAUAUUUUUGAGUCUGCCUGGGACAGAAAUUUCCCGUGAUGAGAAUAUACUUAAAGCACAAGUGAUUGAUGAUGUGAUGUUCUGCUAUUGUCCAGUUCACUCCUGUGCAUAUAUGAGUAAGAUGUUGAAGACAAAAGAACAGGGAUGAGAUUGAUGUAUGUGGGAAUGCUUUUGUUGUACUCACAUUUAAAAGUUAUGUGCUUGUAAUGAUGGUGAACCAGUCAGCUGCAGACCAUGUCAUAGGAUGGGAUUUCACACAGAAAACACUAACAGGUGAGAUUCCGAUGCCUGCAAGACUAAAGUUAAGGGUCAUUGUAACCCUUUAAAUCCCAGAUAGAUGAACAUGAUCAGUAUUGAUGUCAGUAAGCUUGAAUCAAUUUGUUUAAAAUCCCCAUUAAAAGAGAACUGAUAUGGGAUUUUUUUUUUUUGUUUGUUUUGUUUUGCGUGUAUUUUUUUAUGUUCAAAAGGAUUUUAGAUUUAUGCAUUAUAUCUAAUAUCUAUAAUCCUCCUUAAUGCAUAAUCCCCUGGGCAUUUUAAAGUUUGCAGUAUU